Messenger RNA from Saimiri boliviensis boliviensis (Bolivian squirrel monkey), 357 nucleotides. The record is from RefSeq and is a predicted model, not a curated record. Lineage: Eukaryota; Metazoa; Chordata; Mammalia; Primates; Cebidae.
AUGCAGGUUCAUGUCUCUGACCUUGCACUACCCCAAAGUAGGCUCCAAACAGGCAUGCCAGGUGCCUUUGGAAAGCCCCAGGACACUGUGGCCAGGGUUUACACUGGCCAAGUGAUCGCGUACAUCGGCACCAAGCUGCAGAACAAGGAGCAUGUGAUGGAGGCCCUGCCCCGAGCCAAGUUCAAGUUUCCUGGCCACCAGAAGAUCCACAUCUCAAAGAAGUGGGGCUUCACCAAGUUCAAUGCCGAUGAAUCUGAAGACAUGGUGGCUGAGAAGUGGCUCGUCCCAGAUGGCUAUGGGGUUAAGUACAUCCCCAGUCAUGACCCUUUGGACAGGUGGUGGGCCCUGUACUCAUGA